Molecule: messenger RNA, 1368 nt
Organism: Trichechus manatus latirostris (Florida manatee)
Lineage: Eukaryota; Metazoa; Chordata; Mammalia; Sirenia; Trichechidae
Gene: CNBD1
Product: cyclic nucleotide binding domain containing 1
Exons: 11
Coding region: 1-1368 (455 amino acids)
Source: RefSeq, a predicted model, not a curated record
AUGCCUCUGUCUCCUCUUCCAGCAGCCCUCCUGUCUCAUAUGAUAAGUAUUAGCGAUGUGCCUCCUCCUCCACUUCACAAUAUACCAAGUUUGAAACUUCCUAAGCACAUUAAUUAUGGUCAGUUGAAUGCAUUAUGCCACAUUAGGGGACAACACAGCACCAGUAGUUGCAGUAUCCAAGCUUCUCACAAUACCUUUUUGAAGCAAUAUCCUAAAAUAUUCCUGCACAAAAACCUCAGGAUGCCUAAGCUUACCAAACUGGAGCCAAAAAGAAGAACUACUGAAGACAGAAAACAAAGUCAGCCCAAACCACGUGAUGACUCUCAUAAUAUAGCUGUCCAUGUUAGAAAAGUGCAUGGUAGCCAUUCUUUAAAUGGACCAAAAAGAUUUGAAGAGAGAAUGGAAGAAUUCAUAGCCAUCUUAAAAAAAUUGCCUGUUCACAGGACUACGUAUGAACACCACACUGUGUGGAAGAUGCUGAAAUUGGUUCCAGAUUUAACCUCUCAGCUAACUGAUGAUCAUCUGAAGACACUUAGUAAGAGUGUCAUUUCUGAAACCUGGGUGAAAGGCAGCACAGUGGUGGGAAAUGAAGGAUUUUAUGUGAUACUGAAAGGCCUAGCUCGACCUCAAACAAAGGUGUAUAAACAUCUGAUCAGAGGAAGAGAAGCAAGAAGUUCUUUAAAACCUCAAAGUUUCCACAACUUGUUUUACAAUGAAGACUUCAGAAGCUCUGCACUUCCUGAGAUAUACCUAGGUUCACGUGAUUCAAUGCUUAAACAGUGGAAUACUUUUGGGACCCUGGAAGUUUUACCUCAAGCUGCAUCAGAAACACAGGCAUACACAGUAGUAACAGAAGAUGAUUGUGAAAUUCUUAAAAUCCCUGCAAAGGAAUAUGCAAAGAUAAAAUCGGAAACAUUAAAACUUGAAAAUAUGCGAAAAGAGCAGUUAAUUCGAAAGUGUCCAUAUUAUGUGGAGUGGCCUACUUUAUCCAUAUAUGAGCUAAUCGCACUCAUUAAAUGGAAAAAAUUCCCUCCAGGUCAUGUGAUGGUGGAAAGUGGAAAUAUAAUUUCUUAUGUGGCUUACAUUAAUUCUGGAUAUUGUAACAUUUAUAAAAGUAUUAUAGGACUUGUGAAACUACCACCUAAUAAAGUGAAAAAAAUUCGAAAACUUGUUUAUAUGGGUAAAUUGAAGGAGAAGGAAUCCUUUGGUGAGAUUAGUAUUCUUCUUGGAGUUCCUUUCACAUGCACAGUCAUUACUGGAACAGAGGUUGAGGUGGCAAUCAUUGAAGAUACAGACCUAUUUGGUCAAGUGUACUAUCCUCCAGUGUACAAUCUAGAUCAAGCAUAUUUGAAGAUCUAUGGCUUGUAA